Messenger RNA from Elaeis guineensis (African oil palm), 1578 nucleotides. Its product is annotated as SNF1-related protein kinase regulatory subunit beta-1. Gene Ontology annotation, molecular function: protein binding. The record is from RefSeq and is a predicted model, not a curated record. Lineage: Eukaryota; Viridiplantae; Streptophyta; Magnoliopsida; Arecales; Arecaceae.
UUGCCACGUCAUCACAGUACGUUUCUCUCCUCUCUUUCCUUACUAAAUGCCCACCUUUUCUCUCCCUCUCCCUCUCCCUCUCCCUCUCCGGCGCCACUCCGUGGCAUGUCGCCGUAAAUUCACCCCAACUCCGGCGGCAUUUCCACAACGACCUCCUCCCCCUCCGGUGUGUCCUAAGCUAUCGCCGGAGUGGCUCUCUCGUAAAUAAGUACGAUCGCCGGUGGUAAUGAUCUAAAUUUGGAAACGUAGAUGGGAAACGCGAGCGGGAAGGACGGAGAGAACGGGCCGGGUGGGCCGUCGGCGAGAUCGGACGGCAUGGGAAGCUCGCCGCCAGAGAGUCCGGGACGAUCCCGUUCCCCGUUCGUGUUCACUCCUCAGAUUCCAGUUGCUCCGCUGCAGAGAGGUGCUGAGAUCCCUCCAGUUUUCAAUUAUUCAAGGAUGAACUCCUUUCAUGGGCAUUUGGAUGCUCCCCUUGAAAAGGGAAUUCCCACACUGAUUACAUGGAUCUAUGGAGGAAAUGAUGUUGCUGUGGAAGGGUCAUGGGAUAACUGGAGUUCAAGGAAGGUGUUACAGAGGUCAGGCAAAGAUCACUGCAUCCUGUUGGUCCUCCCAUCUGGGGUCUAUCAGUACAAAUUCAUCGUUGAUGGUGAAUGGAGGCACAUUCCUGAUCUUCCUUGUAUGACUGAUGACAUGGGGCAAACGGUUAAUCUUCUUGAUGUCCAUGACUAUGUUCCAGAAAAUCUGGAAAGUGUUUCUGAAUUUGAGGCACCACCAUCGCCAAACUCCAGCUAUGGUUUGUCAUUUCCUGUGGAUGAGGACUUUGCAAAAGAGCCACCAGCCCUUCCCCCCCAGAUGCAUGUUACAGUCCUUGGCCCCCAGAGCAAUGAGGAUUCUUCAAAAAAGCCCCAGCAUGUUCUUCUCAACCACCUCUUCAUUGAGAAAGGAUGGGCUUCGCAGUCACUGGUUGCCCUUGGCCUGACCCACAGGUUUCAAUCCAAGUAUGUGACUGUCGUCCUCUACAAACCUAUGAGAAGGCAAUAGAAACAUCAGCUACAAAAGUCUGAGAAGGUCACAGAAACAGCUGCCGGCCCCCCCUCUGUAAAUAAGGGUGCUGCAGCUGCUGUAGGUUUAAGGUGCAUCUGCACUAGUGCUGUGAACUCUUUCCUUUUAUAAUAAGUUCAUCUCAGGAUUAUGUUCCAUCUUUUGAGCAUUUUAUCACUGGACAUCAACCCUGAAGAGUUCCUGUUUGUUAUAACCUUUCUAACAUGACAAGUUCAUGUUGGAUUGUAUAUGGCUGCAUGGAACUGCUUGUUUCUCAUUGUGUCAGCCUAACAAGGGCAAGGUUCUCAAAAGUCAUGCUGGGCACCAAAUGUUUAUAUGGAAGUUGGCCUUGUUACACCUCAGUGGCUUUGUAAUGAUUAAUGGCAGAAUGAGCAAGAGGCAUGACAGUAGUCCUUGUUAACUGCUAAUUGCUAUCGCAUUUUAUAAGCUCAGAUGGGAAGAACAUGGUUUUAGUAACAUUAUUAUAGCCACAUUAAGCCGUUGCUAUUAUUAAAUAGUUUUCCAUUCCUUUGUGUA